UUUUUUAAAACAGUAAAAUGCUAAGGUAAAGUAUUAUGAUGUUAAACAGUUUUGAAUGUCAUAUGCAUCAAAAAAUAUAAAUAGUUUUUUUUUUUUAUUACAUUUAAGACCCAUUCACACAGAAGUGUUGUGCUGUGUACAGGGGCAGACUGACCAUUUGGAAACUCGGGCGCUGCCCGAGGGCCCGGGGUCAGUAGGGGGCCCUAUGAGAUGCCCCUGGUACCUUUUUCAUAGGCUUUUUUGAGUUUGGGCAAGGACACAGGGGCCCCAUGAUCCCCUAUUGCCCGGGGGCCCCAUGAGUUGUCAGUCCGCCCCUGGCUGUGUA
This is a messenger RNA of Staurois parvus, 325 nucleotides long. NCBI's taxonomy places the organism in Eukaryota, Metazoa, Chordata, Amphibia, Anura, Ranidae. The record is from the annotation of a GenBank genome assembly.